Molecule: messenger RNA, 2930 nt
Organism: Wasmannia auropunctata (little fire ant)
Lineage: Eukaryota; Metazoa; Arthropoda; Insecta; Hymenoptera; Formicidae
Exons: 2
Coding region: 296-1117 (273 amino acids)
Source: RefSeq, a predicted model, not a curated record
AUAAAGAAAGGAAGGUGGCGAAGCGCGCGCGAGCUCCCCCCGUGCAAAAAUCAUUAAAACGCGUGCUCGUUUCGCGGCUGCGGCUUACGUCGUGUUGAUUCCGGCCUGUGAUUUAUUAACGAACGACAGGAGACAAAGUCGAUCGUUUUGGCCACACCGCUCGUUCACUCGCGCGGUGUGGCAUCCUCCAAGUCGUCGUGGGAAACGAUACUCUAGUUAUACUCUCUACGUACGACACCUGAACGAUACGAUACGUCAUCGGUCCUUCCGUCCCGAGUCCUCAAGUAUCUAUUACAUGUACAGCCACCACGGGCUUUGGGACGGUUUGGGUAACAGUGGGACGCGCGCCGGUAUGGAGUGGACCCGCGACAAGACUCUGGAACUGCUACGCGAGUAUCAACAACGACGCGUCCUCUGGGAUUGGAACGCUCGAGGCUAUCGGGACCGGGCGAAGCGCAAACGAGCUAUCCAGGAGCUUGCCGAGAUUCUUUGCUGCAACACUCUCGAGGUUGAGAAAAAGAUCACUAAUCUCAAGUGCCAGUAUUCUCGGGAGGUGCACAAGAUACAGAACAGUCGCGAUGCCGCGACCGGUCCGGACGACGUAUACGUCUCCAAGUGGUUCGCCUUCAAAGCCAUGCAGUUCCUACAAUUUGGCACGCGUAGAUACAGCAAGCGGAAGAAGAAAGUUGAAGAGGAACCAAAACUACAAGAAGAAUAUAUUGUGAGCGACAUCGAUCCAGAAAGUAUAACAUUCAUGGAUUGCAACGAGGAGACAAACGGCUCCGGCAGCGGCUCUUUCAACGCCUCGCUGAGCGAGGACGCCGAAGAGUCCUCGUCAUCCAGUCUGAAGGCAAUGGAGUUGUUUAACGGUUCUUUGCCGAACCAGGACGAUUCACCGGCCGAUCUUGACGAGUCCGGGCAGAUGAAACUCGAGCUUCGCGCACCGGACGAGCAAGAACGAAAAAAGACCAAGGAGGAGUUUGCCAAGUUUGGCGAGAGUAUUGCUGUGCAGCUCGCCGAGAUUCCCGACUCAUACUCGAGAUCGGUCGCCAAACUCAGAAUCAAUCAGAUCCUCUUCGAGGCAGAAAUCGGAAUCUACGCGCAAACGCAUCGCUAAUAAGCAAGUUCGCUAAGGUUCGCUAAGCGCGAACCAACGCAAAUACAGCCAACAUGCAGAAGACAUUGCGAUAAGGUCGUCGCAUUCAUGCAGGCGCAUCGUCGCUAUCGAUCUCGAUUUAAGUUUGCCCGAGCUGUAACGAGUUCUUAUAGUCGAGUAAGGUUUUGGAACGAUUUUGAAAAGGACAAUGACGAAAGAAAGUAACUAAGUAAAACGAAAAAAAUUAUUAUUCGACGCAAGAGACCCUUCUAUUCACAUUUCACACAUUAUUCAUCGACCGAGCGUGUGUUCCGAUUAGCGGCAGAGUGAAACUAUACAUCUUCUAUUUCGAACAACUUUUAACUUUUCGAUAGAUAAAAUAUUAUUUAAACUAUUACAUAUUCCGGAUUUAGGGAAUUAGAGGAAUCAAGUGUGGUAAUUUGUGUGCAAUAAUAAGGUCAAUUUGAUUGCAACGAGCAUUGAUGAUUUUGAUGAUCGCACCGCGCUCUGUUCACGUCUUGUUACAAACCGCAUGCUUCUAGGCUGCGUUCAGAAAAUCACGAUAUAUCAUGUUAUCCUUGUUAUUCAUCGAUCAUGUUAAACAAGGAUAAAAUGAUUUCUAAAUCACCUAGGCGAAGUUUCUGAACGCAGCCCUAAAGACUAUAAAGAUUUGAACGAUGAUCAAGACUGUAUAAUAAGUAAUUUUUCUAAAGUGGUUGAGCAAGAAAUAUGUCGAUAUUAAAUCGAUUGGUUUAUUUUUUAAAUUAAAAGAAGCAAUGUCGAGUUUUAGUACUCUCUUGUGUUUAUGUGUAUGUGCGCGUUUUACGCGCGAAAAAAAACGAUCGAUAUAAAAAAUGUUGAUAUUAAAUUAAGCAUUAUAAUAUUUACUCUUGUGUUUAUCAUUUUUCUCAUUUAAACAAUUCAAUUAUCAUAUCGUUUGUAGAUAAAAAUUUAUAUUAAUUUAACUUUCCGACAUUGUCCUCUUUAAUUUUUGACAUUAUUUUGAACACAGCACUAAUGUAAAAAGAAUACACACCCGGAUUAAUCAGCAGACUAAAGUCUUUCGAAUUUUUUCGACUUUUGGAAAGAGUCAAUGAGUGACAAUGAAAUAUGAAUGCGAACGAACACAAGACAUCUUUCAUUUGUAAUCACCGCCACGAUAAUGUCGCGCGCGCGCCAAAGUCACACUAUUUAAUUUCCUAAAAACGCAAUACUAAUCAUCAAUAACUCGAUGUAGUAAAUAUAGUUAGUCUUUCUUAGCGUUAAAAUUUUGAAUAUACACGAUAACCGAGUCGCGAGGAUCUAAUAGCGGUGAUUGCAAAUUCGUAUUAGCAGCAUGAUAUAUGAUUUUCCUCUUCGAUACACUUGUUAAUCUUACAUCUAUAAAUACAUAAAUGAAUUAUUAUACUAGUAAAUUAAACACGCAUUACAAUAUUUGUAUCGAUUUAAUAGUGUCGACGUUUUAUUAUGUAAAAUACCCAUAAAAUCCCAACAAACAGCGCAACGUAUCCCUAUUAAUCUUUAAAUGCUUGCGCGAAACAAAUGAAAAUAAAUGCCCACGUAGCGUCUGUCGAUUAACUUUCUUCAAUGAUUAAAACUAAUAUUAUAGCGGAAAUGUUAAUAAGGAGCGAAUCAAUUGUUAAUCUUGAUUAUAAGUAUAUUAGUUUCGAUAAAUGGAAAGUAAAAUUGAAGCAAAUAAUCUGCGAUUCGAAAUAAUUCAUUAAUAUAUAAAUUCAGUUUAUUGUUAGUUGACCUGUUGUUUUUCGUCCAUAAUGAAACUUUACAUGUAUAUCGAUAUGAUCAGACAUUUCUUUUCUUUGAAAAAAAAAAAAAA